AUGGAAGCGAAGCCAACCCCGCCAAAGCAAAAUGUAGCCACACUAAAGAACAUUUUAGACGCAAAACUAUCCAAGGAUAGUCAGUACAAUGACAGAAAAAUUAAGCACAACAAAAAUUCACUUAUUUUGAGUAAACAGUUUUAUGGAAUAAUUGGAGGAAUUACAAUUGGAAUUUUAGGGGUCCAAGGCACUUACGGUUUUUUGCUCUUUUCCAUAUUCACAGCAAUAGGGACAUUAAUGACCUUCUCUCAUAUCAGAAAUGACUUUAAGUCCUUUUUUAUGAAACCAUCGGACGUUUUCUGUCGUGACUUUUUUAGUGGAUUGAUCAAAUACUUCCUAAACACGAUAAAAGAAAAAUUAGGAAAGAACUCUCCUGAAGUGAGCGUAUCUAGUAAGUAUGAAUCGAUUUUUAUCAGUGGCAUUUUUUGGGUUCUAAGCGGGCUCACAGUAGUAAGGAAGAACAGAAAGAGCCUCGAUGAGGUUCUCGACAGGAAGGUAAUAGACACCCUCUACUCCAUAGUAAUGCACUGUUUGGAGAAAAAAAAAAUUAAACAAAAAUACAUAUACAAGUUAAAAAAGGAAAAGCAAUUUUUAUCAAAUGAGGAUAUUGACCAAAUAGUUGCUGCGUCGAAAAGUGGCCCUAGCGGUUUGUACGCGAUGGUUUCUACCAGAGGGGAAAACAGUGGAAUACCAGCCCAGUGCGAAAAUGUCCCGACUGGUCCUGGCCCCAUUGGAGGGAACUUACCCCAAAUGGAAAAUGAUAACUUCGCAAAUGAAAGGAAGCCAUAUGACGUAUUAGGAUGCUUGAAUCGCCUAGACUGCUUAGCAAGGAAUGCCAAACGGAUAGAUAGCCCAGAAUGUGCAAACGGAGUGGAAGAGGAUGUGUCUAACAGAACGGUGAAGACGACAAGUGUGGCCAAAAAGAAAAAAAAGAUAUUCCAUCUAAAUGGAUUCAGUCCAUGCAGCAAAAGCAGCCUAUACGAGGCGAACGUAAUAUCCACCUUAAGCGCCAUCCAAGUAUUAUUUUUGUUGAAUAAAAUAAGUGAAGAAGAUAUAAGCACGAAAAUGAUCCUGGAGAUAUACAAUUUUGUCUACUUCCUUUUUGAUGAGAAGAAAGGUUUCUACCACUUCUCACUAAGCAGUGCAAGGUUUCAAUUCGAUGGCGAUAUGCGUUUCAUGUUCUGUUCCCUAUCUGUUUUACAUUUUUUAUCCCUCCUGUUGAAAAAGAGAAAUGUUCCUAUCAAUUUGUAUAACAAUGACAAGAGAUGUGCCCACUGGAUAUUGACCUGUUUGAACUUGGAUGGAGGUUUUUCGAAUGUCCCGGGGUCAGAGUCACAUGCGGGCACGACGUUCUGUGCGAUCAAUUCGUUAAACUUGUUGAGGGUUAGGGGCAGUGGCAACUACUUGUCAGAUAACGGCCUGUUACGGGGGAAACUAAUUAGAUGGCUCUGCGAUAGGUAUGACAACUUGGGUAUUAACGGACGUGUCGGAAAGGAUCAUGAUGUCUGUUAUGCGUGGUGGGUCUUGGGAAGUUUAGUUGCCCUGAAAACAAAUUUAACUGAACUGUUCAAUGUAAACAUUUUAAUUACUUUCAUUUUGACGUGCCAAGAUAAACGGAAAGGAGGUUUUUCCAGAACGGCAUCUAAAACCAAUGAGGGUAGAAAUAACCCCUUUUAUUUUUAUGAGGGGAGAAAUUUAUCCCACCAAGAAGCGGACCUCUUUCAUAGCUUCUUCGCCCUCUGUGCUCUCUCACUUAUAUAUCACAAUUUUUGUCGUUAUAAAAAGAAGCACAGAAAGACGUUUCAGCUCUUCGGUGGGAAUGUAAUUCCACAGCAGUUGGAGUCCACUCUCACCCAGAUGGUCAACGCUUCAAAAAUGGCUGAAUUUGUCAUGACCAGAAGAAAGUUUCACAACUAUUUCGCAAAAGAUACGUUAAGACAAAUUCUAAAAAAUGAACAAAUCAAUUUUAACCAGCUUCACAAAAGAGUGUACGUUGGAAAUUCCCCUCUUAAUGGGGUUGGUAUAUUCUCAUGCGACGAAAUAAAAAAAAAUGAAAUCAUUGAAAUAUGCCCAACGGUCAAAAUGAAAAAUGAAGAUAUCCCAGAAAAGCUGGUUCAUUAUUUAUUCGAAAGCAAAAAAGAAAACAUGAACACACAAGUAGUUAAAAUUGUCACGAAAAGGAGAGAAGCCAUCAAUUAUAAGCUUUUCCCCUUGGGCUACGGAAUUUUAUAUAAUCAUUCAGAUCGUCCCAAUGCCUUUGUUCAUAUAGUGUUGCUGAGGGAAGAGAAGGAAAAAAAGUCUCACCAAGCUGACGAGGUUGACAAGGAGGAGAAAAAUGAGACGAUAACGUGCGACCAAAUAAUGAUAUUUCGCGCACAAAUGGAUAUUCAAAAAAACGAGGAAAUUUUCAUUUCAUAUGGGCACUCGUGGUGGAAGGUAAGCUACGGACGAAAUGGCUCGAUCGUUGAAGGGACUCGGAAAAAUUAA
Messenger RNA from Plasmodium inui San Antonio 1, 2487 nucleotides. RefSeq lists its product as hypothetical. The transcript is spliced from 6 exons. Gene Ontology annotation, biological process: protein geranylgeranylation. Bases 1 to 2487 code for a protein of 828 amino acids. Gene Ontology annotation, cellular component: Rab-protein geranylgeranyltransferase complex. NCBI's taxonomy places the organism in Eukaryota, Apicomplexa, Aconoidasida, Haemosporida, Plasmodiidae. Gene Ontology annotation, molecular function: Rab geranylgeranyltransferase activity; protein binding. The record is from RefSeq and is a predicted model, not a curated record.